This is a messenger RNA of Euleptes europaea (tarantolino), 1482 nucleotides long. RefSeq names its product transmembrane serine protease 2 (gene TMPRSS2). The record is from RefSeq and is a predicted model, not a curated record. Gene Ontology annotation, biological process: protein autoprocessing. Lineage: Eukaryota; Metazoa; Chordata; Lepidosauria; Squamata; Sphaerodactylidae. Gene Ontology annotation, molecular function: protein binding; serine-type endopeptidase activity. Bases 7 to 1482 code for a protein of 491 amino acids. The transcript is spliced from 13 exons. Gene Ontology annotation, cellular component: membrane.
AUCAAGAUGGCAUCAGACUUGAGGCCACCUCCAUAUUAUGAAAAUUAUGCUUAUCAGCCAGAAAAUCUUACUGCUCCCAGUCACACAAGUGGCUUUUAUGUGUGCCAACAGUAUACAUCUCCGUAUUGUCCUGCAACAGUACCUCAUUAUGUCCCAAGAGUUUGCACUCAACCCUCAACUCCAGCAACUACAAUAGUGCAUCCCAUUUCUUCAUCUGGAAAAAUCUGUACAGCAAGACUUAGGAAAGCCCUGUGCUUCAGUCUGUCAGUUAUAAUUCUGCUAGUAGGAGCUGCAAUUGCAGGCGUCCUCAUCUGGUACUUUGUGGCAGACAGUUGUUUUGGAUCCAAAAUACGAUGUGGCAUUCUAGCAGAGUAUGUUUCACCAUCUCAGUGGUGUGAUGGAGUAAACGAUUGCCCUAAUGGUGAAGAUGAAAAUCGUUGUGUUAGACUUUAUGGACCAAGAUUUCUCCUGGAAGUCUAUUCAUCAGAAAGCAAAGAUUGGUACCCUGUAUGCUAUGAUGACUGGAGUGAUGACUAUGGGAGGAUUGCUUGUGCAGACAUGGGAUAUAAUAAGGACACAUAUUUCAACAGCAAGGCAACAAAACACACUUCUCCAUUCACAAGCUUUAUGAGGCUAAAUACAAGUUCUGAGGAUACAGACUUGUACAAGAAACUGUUUAACAGCAAGCAGUGUUCAUCAGGAAAUGUGGUCUCAUUAAGAUGCAUAAAAUGUGGUUUUUCAAGUAAAAAUCCAAAUCCGCGGAACAGAAUCGUGGGUGGAAAUUUAGCUGCCCUUAAGGAAUGGCCAUGGCAAGUCAGCCUUCAUGUCCAAAGAAAUCACCUAUGUGGUGGGUCCAUUAUCACUCCUGAAUGGAUUGUUACAGCAGCUCACUGUGUAGAGGGGUCAUUCUCUCAGCCAUCCUACUGGACAGCUUAUGCUGGAAUUCUGUUGCAGCACGAAAUGCUUCGUCCGUUGGGACACAGAGUCGCCAAAAUAAUCUCUCAUCCAAACUAUGAUUCAGAGUCUAAAAACAAUGAUGUUGCUCUCAUGAAGUUGCAGUCUCCUCUGAGUUUUGGUGACUCUAUAGGGCCAGUUUGUUUGCCCAACCCAGGAAUGAUGUUUGAGCCUGAACAGCAAUGCUGGAUAUCUGGAUGGGGAGCACAACGCCAAGGAGGGAGUACCUCAAAGGGACUCAAUGCUGCAUUUGUACAUUUGAUAGAAUCCUCUCGAUGUAAUUCUAGAUACGUUUAUAAUGGACGCAUUCUGCCUGCUAUGAUUUGUGCUGGUUAUCUAGACGGAAAAGUGGAUUCUUGUCAGGGUGACAGUGGUGGUCCAUUGGUAACUGAGAAACAUGACCUUUGGUGGUUAGUGGGUGACACGAGUUGGGGAACAGGCUGUGCCAGUGUCAAUAAACCUGGAGUUUAUGGUAAUAUGACUCAGUUCGCCGACUGGAUUUACAGAAAUAUGCAGGCAAACAGAUGA